UGAAAUUUCAGCGGUGAAGCGUUUGUUGUUUGUCAAAGGGAGCUGCACUGCAGCCUUAUCUAGACUGGUGAAUUGUAAUAUUAAAAGUCACAUUGGGCUAGAAAUGUCUUUUUCAAGAGCUCCUUUGAAGAGGUUCAACGAGAACGUCGGUUGUGCCCCUCCACCCGGCCUCUAUGAGAUUAAACCUGGGGAGCUGAAGGGGGCUGCGUCCUUCGACAAAUCUGAUCGGUUUAAACCUGUUAAGGCGGCCGCUGCAGCCCCUAUGCCACCUCCAUCGCCCUCCAAGACUGCGCCCAUGUCACCUUUCCGCAGGACUAUGUCAGUCGAUGGUCUUGUUGAGGGCUCAAGUGCAAAGAAAGAGAAGAAUGGCAUGACCAUGGAAGCAAAGCAGCAGAAGCUCUUGGAGAAUGAGAUCCGGUCCCUGGUUCAGCAGCGAGGGGAGCAGGACCGUCGCUUGCUGGCCCUGGGAGAGGAGCUAAAAAAGGUGGAGGCCAAGCUGCUGGCUGCAGUCAGGGAGAAGACGGGCCUCGCUGCCAACGCUACCACCCUUGAGAGAGAGCGAGCUGAGCUCAAGAAAGUCAAUGAGUUCUUAAAGAACAAGGUUUCUGCUGACACAACAAAAAAGAAGAUCAAUUCCCUCACAAUGGACCUGAUGGAGGCCAGGAACAAUUUGGAUAGUAAAAACAAGGAGUUAAGUGUUCUCCAGAUAAACACCGAAGGCAAACUGAAGGUGCUAGAAACAGACCUCCAAGCUGCCAGGGAUACUGUCAAGACUCUAAAGGACAGAAAUAAAGACUUGGAGGACCUCCAUCAAGUGACGAAAACCCAGAAUCAAGAGAUGGAGAAUGAGAAUGCUAGGUUGCAUGCUGUGAUACGAGAACUGAGAGAGGAGGUCAGAGUCUUGCAGGGAUACCUGGACACUGCCAAUGACCAGAUCCAGGAUCUCCGCUUGAAGCUCCAAGAGAAGACACACGAGAAUACUGUUGCAGGUUCUCAGGUGGAGAAAAUAAAGCAACUAGAGCUUGAAUUAGAGCAACGCAUUACUGGGCUUGAAACCACCCAAGAUGUGCUGAGACAAAAAGAGGAGGAGGCACUGACAUACCAGCAAGAGCUGCAAGCAUCAAAGGAAGCUUUAUUGGAAGUGGAGAAGAGGUUGGAGAACCAAGAGCUUGAGCUUACAUCUUCACAGAAGUCGGCGAGUGACUUGGAGGCACAAAUGAAGAUGGCCAACCAAGAAGUUGAAGACUCUCAAGCAACAGUUCGUCAGCAGGAGGCAGAGCUCUCUCGACUACGGGAGGUGCUCAGGAGGACGGAGAAGGAGCUGGAUGAGAGAGUGGCGCAUCUUGAACAAAGGUUUCUGUUCUCUGAGGAGGAGAGAAGCAAGACUCAGGAGGAGGGGCUGAGGAGAGUGGAGGAGUUAAAGACAGAGCUCAACUUGUUAAAGGAGGCAAAAAGAGAUGAGAAAAAGAAACAGAUUCAGCUCCAGCAAGACAAUGCUACUCUUACUGAGGAACUGACAAAAGAAAAGGCACUUGUUGACUCCCUGUCUGUGCUGCUGAAGCAGGAGAGGGAGGAGUCUGAUGAGCGGUUGAGACAGCUGAAAGAGGAGAUGGAGGAAGUGCUGGGGGAACUGGCUGUUUUAGAGGAACAAGAGCAGAGUAGGCAAGGGGUGGCGGACAGGAGUCAGGAGGCCCUCCAGAGGCUGCAGGAAGAAAACAACCUGCUGGAGAGACAGCUGAGUGAUGCCAGGGCACGUUUGGACAGUAAGAGCAAUGAUGUGUCAGCUUUGGAAGAAGAACAUUCAGCUGCCAUGAGAAAACUCCAAGAGACACACACAAACUCGCUGAGCAAAAUGGCAGACACUGUCACAGAACUGGAAAGCACCAAAGAGGCUCUGAGGGGAGCAGAGGAGAGACAGAAAAAUCUGGAAGCGGAGGUGGAGAGAGUGACCCAGCAGAUGAAGGAGGAGAUGGACAAAGUGAUUCAACAGAAGGAGGAGGAGAUCAAGGGAGUGCGGGAGGGGUUAGAGGAGCACCGGGAGAGACAGUUUGCCGAACAGAAAGCCAGGGAGGAGAAUGCAAGAAUGUUGCUAGAGGUGCAGACUCGACUUGCACAAAAAGAUGAGGCGAUGAAGGCCAUGGAGGUGAGCCACGCUGCUCUGAUCAGUCAGCUACAGCAGGAGCUACAGCUGCAGACAAAAGAAAAAGAAGAGGCAAUGGAGCAAAUAGAGGAACAGAGAGGCCAGAAUGUUACUCAGCUCCAAAAUGAGAGGGAAAAAGCCCAGAAAUUGCUUGAGGAGAUCAGCCACGAAAAAGAGGAAAUAAUGGAACAACUCCUACAAGAAAGAGAAGAGAAAGUUCAAUUUCAGAGAGCCCUUCAAGAGGAUAGAGGAGCAUUGGAGGUUGAAAGGAAAGACCACCAGCAGGUCGGGUUAGAGGUGCUCAGACUGCAGACUGAGCUUGAGAGAAUAGAUGAGGAAAAGAAGAGUCUUCUGUCUCAAGUAGAACUCAUAGACCAGUCCAGGCUUGCGCUUGAAAAUCAACUGGAAACGGCAGAGCAGGACAGAAAUCAGCUUCAGUCUCGCCUAGAUGAAGUUGAGCAAGAGGGUGUGAGCUUUCAGGCCCAAUUAGACCUUAUGGAGGAGAAGACACAGGCUCUGCAGUGCGAGCUGGAAGAACAAAGACAAGACAGGCGAGCUCUGCAGGAGCAGGUGGAGAUACUGAGUCAGGAGAAGGUAACACUGCAGUGGGAGAUGGAGGAGCAACGGCGAGAUCUCCAAAGACAAAUAAGUGAAGCACAGGAGAAGAGCUCCCCAAGCUCAGAGACGGAACACUGGAAGAGACAGUAUGAUGAGCUGUUUGCUAAAGUUGGACCCUUCCAGGAACAGCUCAAUGCGUUUGCUGCAGAACGAAGUGCUCUACUCAAUGAAAAUGGAGCAAACCAGGAGGAGUUAAACAAGUUGGCCGACGCUUACGCUCGUCUACUGGGUCACCAGAACCAGAAGCAGAAGAUCAAACAUGUUUCAAAGCUGAAAGAUGAGAACAUCUCCCUGAAACAGGAGGUGACUAAGCUUCGCUCCCAGGUGAGCCGGCAGAAGAGUGAUCUGGAGCAGCUGAAGUCAAAGCUCCCCGGUGCUCCUCGCCGCAGGUUUGAUCCCAGCAAAGCUUUCCAACAUGAUAAGGAGAACAGGCAAACUGAGACAACUGCAUCUCGUAAAGAAGGAAAUCAUUAUCUGUAAUGGAGCUAUGCAAUUAGACAAGAACUGAACUACUGGGCUGACAAAUUUCAUUUCUAAGGUUUGGUCUUCUUUCGAGUACUCAUCCAUCCAUGUAAGCAAUGACUCAGCCUCUUUCACUUGGAUGUUUUUUAUCUGUAUUUGAACUAAUUAUUACUGUUUUUAUUUUUAAAUUUUUUUUAUCAGUAAUUUAUAAUUCUUAAAUGUAAGAACUGCAUUCCAGCAUCUUUUGUUUUAAUGCCUCUCGUGUCAAAUUGUCACAUGCAGAUAAUUUGCAGGGUUGAUUUCAAAAAGAGUGUUUGUACAGAAAGAGUAUGAAAAAUAAUUAGGAAAUAGAAUGGAUGCCAGUCUAAAAUGUUGACAUUGCAGAGAACCAAAACAUAGUCGGCAUAAAAAUGUAACAUACAAUUAACUGUUAAUGUGUUUUGAUCUUUAUAUUUUGUAACUUCUGUAGCAAUACUUGGGGUAGCAUAACCAGUAACCAUUUCAUGUGGGAUAGCUCUUUAUAAACCUUUCUUCUUUGUAAAUAAAGUUUAAUACUCU
This is a messenger RNA of Thunnus maccoyii (southern bluefin tuna), 3778 nucleotides long. It is a transcript of the gene hmmr, whose product is annotated as hyaluronan-mediated motility receptor (RHAMM). The coding region runs from base 104 to 3238 and encodes 1044 amino acids. NCBI's taxonomy places the organism in Eukaryota, Metazoa, Chordata, Actinopteri, Scombriformes, Scombridae. The record is from RefSeq and is a predicted model, not a curated record. Gene Ontology annotation, cellular component: membrane. The transcript is spliced from 20 exons. Gene Ontology annotation, molecular function: hyaluronic acid binding.